Molecule: messenger RNA, 878 nt
Organism: Hypoxylon trugodes
Lineage: Eukaryota; Fungi; Ascomycota; Sordariomycetes; Xylariales; Hypoxylaceae
Product: cytochrome c oxidase-assembly factor cox-23, mitochondrial
Exons: 4
Coding region: 395-646 (83 amino acids)
Source: RefSeq, a predicted model, not a curated record
CCAAACAUCUAUAAGGGGGUUCCUAGUAAUAUAUUCGUAUUACCUACCAAGCUUGGUACAAUUCUGUAGUACUGAGGCAUAUACUGACGUAUUCACAUCCUAAAAAGCAAAGUCGUUCGGAUUCAUGUGUUUACAUACAUAGCGUACUUAGGUACCUAGGCCCAGGAUUUAGGAGUAAAAUCAAGAUCCCUUGUCCUUGCCAAACAAACCGGAGAAGGAGAAAUCAGACUCCGAAGGAAAGAACGCUAAAACGCUUAGACCACUAUGGUGCACGUACCCUCACAGGUAAAUCUACCUUGGUACUUGCCUACGUCCUAAUCCUUGCACUACCAUCGUCGCAGAGCGCAAAUAUUGAAGCUCUCAGCAAGUUCUACUCUGUAUUUCAUGGCCCAAAAUGUCUUCACAAACAGAAUCAGGCGGUGACCCAUGGAAUAAAGAUUCAAAGCGCAAGUUUGAGAACAAAUCAAAAAGCGAAUUCUUCGAUCCUUGCCAAGAAGCAGCCGCGAGAAGUAUCCGUUGUCUAAAUCGAAACGGAGGAGACAGGCAAAUGUGUACUGAUUACUUUGAGGCUUAUCGCGCAUGCAAAAAAGAAUGGGUCAAUAAGCGCAAACAAGAAGGAGGUGGCUUCUUUAACAAGGGAUCUUGAAUACCUCUAAAGUACCUAGGCAUCGUAGGAGGUAUCUUUGGAAAGCACGUCUGGAGAAGAGAAACGGCGUGCAGAAAAGGAAAUCACGACGGUUCUGCUUUAAGCAGGAACAAUUGUAACAUCACAUGUACAACAGAAAAGGGGAGAAGACAUAGGCAGUAAAGUGUACAUGUAUAUAGAGCCAAUUCUUCCUAUUAGCUAUUUCUACAUAAAUUCAACUCAUUAUAAUUCA